AAAAUCCAACAACUUCCUUGUGUAGUUUUCCUGUCUUUAAAACUCUGGCUGACUGUUUCCAUCUGGCACGUUACACGACUGCACUGACACUGUCUAAGAAACAUGCCUUUUAUCGAUGUGGAGACCAACCUUCCUGCCAGUCGGUUUCCCGACGAGGUUGUGAAAAAGCUUUGCUCUGAAGCGGCUUCAAUAUUAGGAAAACCCGAGGACAGAGUUAACGUGACGGUGAAGGCAGGGUUGCCGAUGCUGAUCUCGGGGUCCAUGGCUCCCUGUGUCCAGCUGGUCAUUUCUUCCAUCGGAGUGGUCGGGACGGCGGAGCAGAACAAGGAACACAGCGCCAAGCUUUUCCAGUUUCUCACCAAGGAGCUGGGGCUGAGUGAAGACAGGAUUCUCCUCCGUUUCUAUCCUCUGGAAGCCUGGCAAAUUGGGAAGAAAGGAACAGUCAUGUCCUUCCUCUAAACACUAGUCAUUGAUAUUGAGAAAACAACGUUUAUUACACAGCAUCGGAAUGUAGAGAACAACACGAUCUGGGUACUUUCAAUCACAUUACAGAAACUGUGCAUUAAAUGUGUUUUAAUAAUAAAAUACUGGCACCUAAACUGA
Polyodon spathula (Mississippi paddlefish) is the source of this 603-nucleotide messenger RNA. RefSeq names its product D-dopachrome tautomerase (gene ddt). Gene Ontology annotation, molecular function: phenylpyruvate tautomerase activity. The record is from RefSeq and is a predicted model, not a curated record. Bases 103 to 459 code for a protein of 118 amino acids. The transcript has 3 exons. NCBI's taxonomy places the organism in Eukaryota, Metazoa, Chordata, Actinopteri, Acipenseriformes, Polyodontidae.